Molecule: messenger RNA, 354 nt
Organism: Ostreobium quekettii
Lineage: Eukaryota; Viridiplantae; Chlorophyta; Ulvophyceae; Bryopsidales; Ostreobiaceae
Source: the annotation of a GenBank genome assembly
AUGGGGAAGAAGCAGGCCAAGGCAAAGCAGGGCGCUGCGGAAAGCAGCGGAGGUGGGGACAACAAACCAAAAGGGGCCAGCCAAGUGAAAGUGAGGCACAUUCUGUGCGAAAAACUCGGCAAGGCUAAUCAGGCGUUGGAAAGGAUACAAGCUGGGGAAGCGUUUGAAGCGGUUGCACAGCAACUGUCAGAGGACAAGGCAAGGCAGGGAGGUGAUCUAGGGUGGAAGCGCAAGGCCGAGCUGGUUGGGCCAUUCGCUGAUGCAGCCUUCAAGCUUGAGGUGGGUCAAAUGACGCCAGCACCUGUCAAGAGCGAAUUCGGAUAUCACCUAAUACUGUGCGAAGGGCGUAAAUGA